GUUAGUUGAGUUUUGGUGUGUGUUUAUAUUAUUGAAAGAAAAUGAUUUCGUCAUAGGUGAAGAGUGAAAGGUGUGUGUUUUGAUGAAUGAUCAUAGUCUAGAAAGAUUGCUGAAGCCGAAGACGGUGUUUUCCACGUCUCACUCCCUCGUUUCCUCCGCCCCCCUACUUUCCCGUUACAUUACAUAAACCCCAUCUCUCUCUCUCUCUCUCUCUUUCUGAAGUCUGAACCUAAACUUUCUCUCUUCCCUUUCUAUUCUCAUUGCUUCUUCUGAUACCAUUACCAAUCUCUAACGACCACGAUACAAUGUCUUUCUCUGCAACCAAGGUUGCUCAACCUCUCUCUCUCAGAUCCAAUGACAAUUCCAUGUCUUUCGAUCCAUUCAGACCCUCCUUCUCUUUCCUUGGAUCCACUCACAAGCUUCGCUUCAAUGCUCCUAUUAAGGUAUCUCCUCCUCACAACCGUCGUUCCCCCGUCGUCGCUGUCUCCGAUGUUGUCAAGGAGAAGAAGCUCAAAUCAACGGCCAAUCUGCUUAUUACGAAGCAGGAAGGCUUGGAGCUCUAUGAAGACAUGGUAUUAGGCAGGUCCUUUGAAGACAUGUGUGCCCAGAUGUAUUAUAGAGGCAAAAUGUUUGGUUUCGUUCACUUGUACAAUGGCCAAGAAGCUGUGUCAACUGGAUUCAUCAAGCUUCUCAAGAAAGAAGACUCCGUAGUGAGCACCUACCGGGACCAUGUUCAUGCACUGAGUAAGGGGGUCUCAGCACGUGCUGUGAUGAGUGAGCUCUUUGGAAAGGCCACAGGUUGCUGCCGUGGUCAAGGUGGAUCAAUGCAUAUGUUCUCAAAGGAGCACAAUUUGAUUGGCGGGUUUGCUUUCAUUGGUGAAGGAAUUCCUGUGGCUACUGGGGCAGCAUUUUCCAGUAAGUAUAGAAGGGAGGUAUUGAAAGAGGCAGAUGCUGAUUAUGUGACAUUGGCAUUUUUUGGAGAUGGAACAUGUAAUAAUGGGCAGUUCUUUGAAUGCCUAAACAUGGCAGCUUUAUGGAAAUUGCCAAUUGUGUUUGUGGUGGAAAACAAUUUGUGGGCCAUUGGGAUGUCACAUCUCAGGGCAACUUCAGAUCCUCAGAUAUGGAAGAAAGGGCCAGCAUUUGGAAUGCCAGGGGUUCAUGUCGAUGGGAUGGACGUUUUGAAGGUCAGAGAGGUGGCAAAGGAGGCGAUUGGAAGAGCCAGACGAGGAGAGGGACCAACUUUAGUAGAAUGUGAGACCUAUAGAUUUAGAGGACAUUCAUUGGCUGAUCCUGAUGAGCUUCGUGACCCUGCUGAGAAGGCACACUAUGCUGGUAGGGAUCCCAUCUCUGCACUGAAGAAAUACAUGAUUGAGAACGAUUUAGCCAAUGAACAGGAGUUCAAGACCAUAGAGAAGAAGAUUGAUGAGGUCCUUGAGGAAGCUGUUGAGUUUGCAGAUGAGAGCCCUCUUCCUCCCCGCAGCCAGCUUCUGGAGAAUGUCUUUGCUGAUCCAAAAGGUUUUGGAAUUGGACCUGAUGGAAAGUACAGAUGUGAGGACCCAAAAUUCACUCAAGGCACUGCUCAUGUCUAAUCUUUUCAAGUAUGACAUUUAUCCGCUUGGAGCUUUCAGUGUUGGAUCCAUGUUCUCUCUCAUUCAUAUACUUACUAGAAUUAAAUGUUACUCACAAAAUGUUUUACCCUUUAUAAAAUAUAAGCAGGAUUUGUUCUUUAGGUUGUUUUUGUUUUUUCUAAUGUUAUAAUUAUCAUUGUUUGUGGAACUAGUGUCAACAAUGACAAUCCCUAAAGGUUGAUUGCCUUGCUUUGCAGAUUUCAUAGCCUCUAUGCACUGUAAAAUUUUAAUCCUGCUUUUGCUGUGUCAGCUCAUGUACUUCUGAGUUGUUACAAAUAUGACAGCCACAAGAUUAAGGGGUAAUUAAGACCCAUACUUCUAGUGGACUUUUCUAGUAAUUUGUAGAGGAGG
Messenger RNA from Gastrolobium bilobum, 1979 nucleotides. RefSeq names its product pyruvate dehydrogenase E1 component subunit alpha-3, chloroplastic. Gene Ontology annotation, molecular function: pyruvate dehydrogenase (acetyl-transferring) activity. The transcript has 3 exons. The record is from RefSeq and is a predicted model, not a curated record. Gene Ontology annotation, biological process: pyruvate decarboxylation to acetyl-CoA. Lineage: Eukaryota; Viridiplantae; Streptophyta; Magnoliopsida; Fabales; Fabaceae. Gene Ontology annotation, cellular component: intracellular membrane-bounded organelle. The coding region runs from base 306 to 1589 and encodes 427 amino acids.